This is a messenger RNA of Drosophila arizonae, 2972 nucleotides long. RefSeq lists its product as uncharacterized. Gene Ontology annotation, molecular function: protein binding. Gene Ontology annotation, cellular component: cytosol. NCBI's taxonomy places the organism in Eukaryota, Metazoa, Arthropoda, Insecta, Diptera, Drosophilidae. The record is from RefSeq and is a predicted model, not a curated record.
UGCCAGUUCGUUUCUAUUUGUUGAUAGUGUAGAGUGUUGGACUUGUUGCAGUGGUUCUUAUUUCCACGUACAAGCACUWUAAUUAAUUAAUCGUUCAACGACCAGCAGCAGCACACAUAAUAAUGUUUGUUCGAAUUUGUGUCAAGCUAUCCGCAUUUAUAGCUCAUUAAGUGUUUUAUUUAGGAAGUGAAGAACUAGUCGCUCCAAUGGGUAAGGAUCAGCAUUUACUUGAAGCAGCCCGCAGUGGGGAUAUAAAAACCGUUGGCAAAUUAUUGGAGCUGAUGUCCAAGCGACACGGUCCCCUGUCCAGCUUUCGUCGAAGUCUCAAUAUCAACUGCCAAGAUGUCAAUGGAUAUACUUCAUUGCAUCACGCCUGUCUCAAUGGGCAUAGCGCCGUCGUUCGCCUGCUGCUCGCCCACAAUGCAGAGGUGGACGUGCCCGAUAUACGUGGCACAACACCGCUCUUCUUGGCCUCCUGGGCGGGCUAUCAGGAUAUUGUGAAGAUGCUCCUAUUUCAUAGCUGCAAGCCGGCCAAUCCGAAUGCCCAGACAAUUGAUAACGAGACGCCGCUGCAUUCGAGUGCCCAGCACGGGCACACCAAUGUCGUGGCCAUAUUGCUAUCCUAUGGCGCCGAUCCCACCAUACGCAACAAUAGCUUUCAGACGGCUCUGGACUUGGCUGCACAGUUUGGCCGGCUGCAGGCGGUGCAAACACUGCUGCGCGUCGAGCCCGAUCUGAUUGCACCUUAUCGCCGUCAUGACGAGGAUGAGGUUGCCGAAAUGCUUGGCUACUCGCACCAAUACUCGCCCACGCCCACCAAGCACAUCUUCACGCACACUUGCCUCCACCUGGCCAGCCGCAAUGGCCACAAGAAAGUGGUCGAAACGCUGCUAGCAGCUGGCGUUGAUGUCAACAUUCUAACCAAUGCGGGCAGCGCGUUGCACGAGGCAGCGCUGUGUGGCAAGAAGUCGGUGGUGGUAACCCUACUCAGAGCUGGCAUCGAUGUCCAUGCCACCGACGGCAACGGACGCACUGCCCUCGAGUUACUCUCCGACUAUCCACCUCAUGUGACCUACGAGAUUGCGGCCAUCAUCAAAGAAUAUACGGAGUUGACUGAGUCACAGAUGUUGCGCAGAAAUCAAACGCAGCUGGUCAACCAUAUCGAUUCGUCGUCGUCAUUGCCGAAGCGCCUCUACGAGAAGAAUGUACAGCGGCCGAAGCAGGCAAAGCUCAGCGAUCCAUCCAAGCAGAGGAACAAGCAAGUUCCUCCACCAAAUGGACUUUCGCACUCUUUAAGCUCGUUGGAUAAUUACAUCAAAAGGCCGCCCAAUUACUUGGACAUGAAGCCCAUUAGGCCACAGAAGUCGGUGAGCGAUAUGCACACUUUAGAGCCCCGCGAGGAGCUGUGGUCCAGCUAUAAGCCAGUCUACAAGCUGCCGUAUCAGAGCGCUCUACUUGGCUCAGCGCAGACCUUUUCCAACGGUUCGAUACCCUCGCGCUCCUAUGAGUACAUCAAUCUGCUCAAGCCCAGCUCCAGCAGCGAGGAGCGGAGCAACCACAGCAGCGGCUCUGGUGCGCCUCAAGCACAACCUCGAUCUGACUAUGUGGAGAUGAAGGUGCAAACUCCAGUGCAAACUCCAAUGCAAGCUCCGUUGCAAGCUCCGGUGCCCAUGCCGCGCACGCGCCUAAAUCUUGACUAUGAGAACAUAUUGCCCAGGCAGGCUGUAGACAACAACAACAACAAUAAUAACAUCAACAAUAGCAUCAAGCAUAUAGCUCGCCACUCACCCACACCCGACUAUCCGCCACCCACUGUGGUUGAGGCUGAGACCACGAUCUUUAGUUUUAUGCAGCCGCCACGUCUAGAUGACUCUCAGAUCUCCUGCAGCUCCGAUCAGGUGGAGGAAUUCGUGGGCGAUGAGCCAUUUGCUGGCCUCUUUAAGGGCUCAACUUUGAAUUUGGCGCUAGAUGUGGUGGAUGGGCGUGGCCUGCGUUCGCCCAGCAUGGUGAGAAACGUGAAUGCAUUGAAUCCACGGCGUAGUCUGUCUAAGCAGCGAUUCUCCACAACUGGCGAGGAUUUUAGUGCUUCGCGUGUGUGGGCCGAGAUUGAUACGAUCUUCGAGAAUAUAGGCAAUGAGGUGUGCAUUGUGGAACCAGAGCCGGGACAGAAAAUGGAGCAGGAGGUGGAUGAGGACCGGGAACAAGAGCAGGAAAUGGAGCAGCAACAGGAUGAGGAGAUGCACAGUGAACAGCUGCAACCUGGCUCUAUGGAAGACGCUCGCCAAUCGCUGCACAUACGCAAUCCGGAGGAUUUGCUGCUGGUCAAAUCGCCAAGUCCAGCUUCGCAUUGGUGCCAUUCACCCUAUACGCUGGUCUAUGGCGAAAUACAUUACUCUGUUUAUUAUCUGGGCUCAACAGUCAUCAGGCAGUUGCAGGGCACCAUUUCGACGCGCAAGUCCAUCCAGAAGCUGAAGAUCGAUGAGAAGCUGAAGGCAGCUUCAAGUGUUAGCGACAUCAGUUUGCUGGAGAAUUGCAAUACAUCCACCAAGUAUCUCAAGGCAGCCAAUCUGCAGACACGCCUCCAGGUGGAUAUCUCUGUCUCCUGCAUGGGCGUCAAGUUCAUAGAUCACGAGUUAAAGACUGCCAUUUGCUCGCACGACAUAGAGAACAUCAAUUGCGUAUGCCAGGAUGCGGAGGAUAUGCGUUACUUUGCCUAUAUAACCAAAGAGCAGGAGCUUCAUUAUUGUCAUGUCUUUAUGGUUGACAAUUUGGAACUGGCUAACGAAAUAAUUCUGACUCUUGGCCAGGCCUUUGAGGUUGCCUAUCAACUGGCCCUCAGCAGUCAGAGCACCCCUAUAAUACAGACCGACGAGUGCUAAGCUAUAACAUAUUUAAUGUUCAUACCAUUGUUUUUCAUUUUAACUUGACUUGCUAGUCGUUGUUGCCAUCAUAAAGCUGUCAUUAUUUAAAAU